Syngnathoides biaculeatus (alligator pipefish) is the source of this 4230-nucleotide messenger RNA. It is a transcript of the gene cop1, whose product is annotated as COP1 E3 ubiquitin ligase. The transcript has 20 exons. The coding region runs from base 352 to 2499 and encodes 715 amino acids. Gene Ontology annotation, biological process: proteasome-mediated ubiquitin-dependent protein catabolic process. The record is from RefSeq and is a predicted model, not a curated record. NCBI's taxonomy places the organism in Eukaryota, Metazoa, Chordata, Actinopteri, Syngnathiformes, Syngnathidae. Gene Ontology annotation, molecular function: ubiquitin protein ligase activity; protein binding.
GUAUGUGUAAAGCAAGGCGAACAUUGCGCACCUAAGCAAUCGAGGAAACUUUAGACAGCCGUCCUGUAGCUAAAGGUGGCUAGCCGGUUAAUCACCUGCACGCCACAGGAGGUUGUUGAUUUUCUGUAUCAAUGCUCAGGAAUUUCUUUCGCUCAUAUAAUUUUUUUUGAGUAGGUCUCUAGCGACGAAAAGAACGAGGCAAACACCAGUAGGUUAGGUUGAAUCCGCUCGAUGGCGUACUCCCUUUGCCAGGAUGUCAGUAUAUAAACGAACCAAGUAGCGUUGCCGUAGCGUCUGGAUGAUUUGAACAGCACCACGGGCUUUUUUUGUGGGGUUUGUAGUGGGAUUUGCAUGAUGUCAAACAAGCGAUCCCCGCAAUUUGCUGGCAGUGCAAGUUCUGUGCCCAGCACAAGUAGCAGUACUAGUAGCACCAGUGGUACAGGAGGCUCAGCGAUCAACCCCAGUGGUGGAACCAACGGCGUCACAAGCAAUGGGAACAAUUCUGUUAAUGUAGUUCCCUCCCGGACACUGACAACGGCAGGUGACAGCGGCUUGUCGGUUCCAACUUUGGUCGCCGUGUCGUCGUCCCGAGGUGGUUUCGCCUCUCUGAGUAGACCGUCCGCAUCCUCCGGCAGCAGGAAGAGAUCCCUCCAACAAGCACCUCUUUACAAUGGCCUGUUGAACUCGUAUGAAGAUAAAAGCAACGAUUUUGUCUGCCCAAUUUGCUUCGAAAUGAUAGAAGAGGCACACAUGACCAAGUGUGGGCACAGUUUUUGCUUCAAAUGCAUCCGCCAGAGUCUGGAGGAUAGCAACAGGUGUCCCAAGUGCAACUACAUUGUUGAUAAUGUGGAUCAACUUUACCCAAACUUCCUUGUAAAUGAACUCAUCCUUAAACAGAAGCAAAGAUCGGAGGAGAAGAGACACAAAUUAGAUCAUCCUAAUGGAUCCAGAUGGCAUGUUUUACAAGAUGUGUUAAGUCCUGACCAAGAGAACUUGGACCUGGCAAAUGUAAAUCUAAUGUUGGAGCUACUGGUUCAGAAGAAGAAGCAGCUGGAGGCGGAAUCCCAAGCAGCUCAAAGACAAAUCCUCAUGGAGUUUCUUAAUGAAGCAAGGAGAAACAAAAGAGAGCAACUGGAGCAAUUACAAAAGGAGCUUAACUUCCUUGAAGAGGACAUUAAGCGUGUUGAGGAAAUGAGCGGAAUCUAUUCUCCAAUGGAGGCAGAGUGUACAGUUCCCAAUGUUGAAGCCCACUCGCCAUCUCCCAGCUGUAGUAGUAUAAUUGAGCCAGCAAACUAUAAUCAGCCGCCAGAAUUUGGUGGAACAGGCCAGGGGAAAAGGCAGACCUGGUACAAUAGCACGUUAGCAUCAAGGAGGAAAAGAUUGACUGCUCAUUUUGAGGAUCUUGAGCAGUGUUACUUCUCCAACAAAAUGUCACGGAUCUCAGAGGAAGGCAGGAACCUGAAUCAACUGGAUGACUUUAUGGAGUGUCUUUCCAAAUUCACUCGCUAUAAUUCUGUCCGACCCCUGGCAACUCUCUCCUAUGCCAGUGACCUCUAUAAUGGCUCCAGUAUUGUCUCCAGCAUUGAGUUUGACCGUGAUUGUGACUACUUUGCCAUCGCUGGUGUGACCAAGAAGAUCAAGGUGUUUGAGUACGGCACUGUGAUCCAAGAUGCAGUGGACAUUCACUAUCCUGUCAAUGAAAUGACUUGCAACUCUAAAAUCAGCUGUAUCAGCUGGAGUAGCUAUCACAAGAACCUCCUGGCCAGCAGCGACUAUGAGGGUACAGUCAUAUUAUGGGAUGGAUUUACCGGUCAUAGGUCCAAAGUCUACCAGGAGCAUGAGAAACGGUGCUGGAGUGUUGACUUUAAUCUGAUGGACCCAAAGUUGUUAGCAUCUGGCUCUGAUGACGCCAAAGUGAAGUUGUGGUCAACCAAUCUGGACAACUCUGUGGCCAGCAUUGAAGCUAAGGCUAAUGUCUGCUGUGUUAAGUUCAGCCCAACUUCUCGGUAUCAUCUCGCCUUUGGCUGUGCGGAUCACUGUGUCCAUUACUAUGACCUCCGCAACACUAAGCAGCCAAUCAUGGUCUUCAAAGGCCAUCGGAAAGCUGUUUCUUAUGCUAAGUUUGUUAAUGGAGAGGAGAUCGUUUCUGCGUCGACAGACAGUCAGCUGAAGCUGUGGAAUGUCAACAAACCUCAUUGCCUGCGCUCCUUCAAGGGUCACAUCAAUGAGAAGAACUUUGUUGGCCUGGCCUCUAAUGGAGACUAUAUUGCCUGUGGCAGUGAGAACAAUUCCUUGUAUCUGUACUACAAAGGACUUUCCAAGACACUUUUAACCUUCAAGUUUGACACAGUAAAGAGUGUGCUUGAUAAAGAUAAGAAAGAAGAUGACACCAAUGAGUUUGUCAGUGCUGUCUGUUGGAGGGCUCUGCCUGACGGAGAGUCAAAUGUGUUGAUUGCUGCGAACAGUCAAGGAACAAUUAAGGUACUUGAGCUUGUCUGAAGACCAACACAUGAAGAUCACAUCUUGAGCUGCUUGGUUGACGAUCAGUUUGAUGGAAGGGAGAGGCCAAGCUGCCUAUUGAACUUGUAACGGCCAACGCCCUUGGAGAACUGAUAUAAAUGAUUAUUUUAAUGAGCUGUAGCCUUUUGACAGUAAGAUUUUAUACUAGGACAUCUGUUCCAAGUAUAAAACGCUCCCAUUUUAUAGGGAAAAUAUUGAGAAUAAUGGAUGAGUACAAAAUGGAAAAAAGUACUUUAUUUGAUUUCUAUUCCAGUUAUAGCUGAUGCAGUAAUCCAUCUCCAUUGUUUUCAGUCAGAUCUGUAAUUUUAUCCAUUUUUUAAAACGCUAUUGCUCCUGGUGGUACACAUCUACCCAAAUGCUACCCUUAGUGCCAUUUCACCCCCCCCCCCCCCCCCAUUGGAAGCUAAAGCACAGGACUAAUUGACAUGCAAGUUCUUCUUAGUCUUCACAUUCAACAUUAACUCUUAACCCAGCCGUGAAUGGUUUGUCUGAUUGAUUAUGUGGAGUGCUUUCCAAGGUGGAAGAAACCAAUCGUAAUAAAUAAAACUUGAAUUUAAUUCUGUCAAAUACAGUAAAUUGUCAGUUGCAGAAUGUGAGUUUGACACAAAGAAAGAUCAAUAGAUCAUGGAAAGAGGUUGAGAAAUGACCACUUUUCUGAUGUAUCCAAAGGCAUGGAUCAAACAUGUCACAUUGAAAGUAGCAUUAGUAAUACUGUAUACUUCUAUAGAUGAAAACAACUGAGCCCAAUUGUGAGUCCAAAAAACUAAUAGUUUUUGUAGUGUGGAGAGCAGUCUGCGUAAACAUGGACUAAAUAUGGAUCAAAAAGAUUUCCUAAACCCUGCUAAGACCUACCUAUUUUAUGACAAAUGAAGAGGUGUUUUCUGUUUGUAUAACUAAAUAAAUUAUUUCAAAAGUUUGUUGUACCAGGUCAUUAAAAAAAAAAAAAACAUCCUCAGUAUUUCCCAAUAGUUUCAUAACUGAGUUUGUUUAAGUGAGUUACGUAUGUGUUUACGGCUCGCUUUGUUAAUGGGUUCCAUAUGUUUUUGUUUUGUUUUUUCCCCGGCCUUAUUGGAAAUGGUAAUGUUGAAAUUCUUCACUUUUGCCACAGAUCAGAUUCCUCCGUGUGGGUUUAAACACCAAAACCCUCUGUCAAUGUUCAUUCAAUGUGGAUUCUCCCAACAAGAAUGCACAGUGAAUUGUUUUACCCUCAAGGGAUUCAUGAAAGAUUGACAUGUCGCUGCAAUUGUUCCAAUUAAUAGAGGAAAAACAAUUACAUUUUGAUUGUUAUGGCAUAUUCAUGUGCAAAAUAUUGACGUAAUUUGUUUGUUCACAAAUUCUAUGUUUAAGGGAGGUCCAACUUUGGGUCUUAGAUCACCACCAUGAAUAUUAAAUUAGGAGAGCAAUAUUUGUGUAUAUCUUCUAAAUUCAACUGGUUUAACAAGAAUGUAAUCACCAAUAAGCAAAGCAAAGCAAAUUUAUUGGUAUAGCGCAUUUCAUACACAAUGUGCUUUACAUGAUUAAAAGCAUUUGAAAACAAAGAGAUAAAAACAUUUUAUAUGGCAUAAAAACAAUAAAAAUGACAAACAAAAUAUUAAAUAAAUAAAUGGGGAAAUGCAUAUACAGUUCCACCAGAAAGUACUCAGUGUUUCACGUUUUCCACAUUUUGCUGUUUUAGACUUAGUGUAGCACACAAUGCCAUGAAAAAAGUAU